Molecule: messenger RNA, 1598 nt
Organism: Manihot esculenta (cassava)
Lineage: Eukaryota; Viridiplantae; Streptophyta; Magnoliopsida; Malpighiales; Euphorbiaceae
Product: serine/threonine-protein kinase SAPK2
Exons: 9
Coding region: 210-1220 (336 amino acids)
Biological process (GO): protein phosphorylation; intracellular signal transduction
Molecular function (GO): protein serine/threonine kinase activity; ATP binding
Source: RefSeq, a predicted model, not a curated record
AAGUAACGGGACAGUGCCAAGGGAAGACAAGCAAUCAUCACCUUUCAUUAUUCAAGCAAUUCCCCAGUCUUCCACACAAAACACAUCUCUCUCUCUCUCUCUGUCUCUCUGUCUCGGCCUUUAUGUAUAUAAAUUGUAUAAUACAUAAACUUCUGUCUCAUCCUUUUCUUCCAAGUCGAUUAACACAGCAGCUAUCCAAUAGCAAGUAGAUGGAUCGCUAUGAGAAUUUGAAAUGUAUUGGGUCUGGAAACUUUGGUGUUGCUAAGCUUGUUAAGGAUAAAUGGACUGGUGAACUCUAUGCUGUCAAGUAUAUUGAGAGAGGCUUAAAGAUUGAUGAGCAUGUGCAGAGAGAGAUCAUGAAUCACAGGUCAUUGAAGCAUCCCAACAUAAUAAGAUUCAAGGAGGUCUUCCUGACUCCAACUCAUUUAGCCAUAGUCAUGGAAUAUGCAGCUGGAGGAGAACUUUUUGAAAGAAUAUGCAAUGCUGGUAGAUUCAGUGAAGAUGAGGCAAGAUUUUACUUUCAACAACUUAUAUCAGGAGUCAGCUACUGCCAUUCCAUGCAAAUUUGCCAUAGAGAUCUUAAGCUGGAAAACACCUUACUAGAUGGAAGCUCAGCUCCACGGCUUAAGAUAUGUGACUUUGGGUAUUCCAAGUCUUCUGUAUUGCACUCUCAGCCCAAGUCUACAGUGGGGACUCCAGCCUAUAUUGCACCAGAGGUCUUGUCAAGAAAAGAAUAUGAUGGCAAGGUAGCAGAUGUUUGGUCUUGUGGGGUUACUUUGUAUGUGAUGCUGGUUGGUGCUUAUCCAUUUGAAGAUCCUGAAGAUCCAAGAAAUUUCAGGAAAACCAUUCAGAGGAUUCUUAGUGUCCACUACUCCAUUCCAGACUAUGUUAGAGUUUCCAAAGAAUGCAAACAUCUUCUUUCUAGGAUUUUUGUAGCCAACCCUGAAAAGAGAAUAACAAUAUCAGAAAUUAGAAAGCACCCAUGGUUCCUGAAGAAUUUGCCUGUGGAGUUCAUGGAAGGGGAGGAAGAUAGCUUGCAAGAUAAUAGUAAAUGUGAAGAAUCCCAAAGCACUGAAGAAAUAGUGUCUUUUAUUCAAGAGGCCAGGAAGUCUGGAGCGGGUCCCAAAAUUGAUGGACUUCUGAUUGGAGGAAGCAUGGAUAUAGAUGAUUCUGACAUAGAUGAUAUAGAGACAAGCGGUGAUUUUGUUUGUGCUCUAUAAAUGAAACUGAAAUUAAAUGGCAAUUUAAAUGAUAAAUGUUUUCAUGUAUAGGAGGGUGAUGUUGAGAUUUUCCUUAGCCAUGGAAGCUUGUGUUUUUUUUUUCUUUUUUUUUGGAUUUGUGUAUAAGGGAAAAUAGAGGGAUGUAAUGUUCUGCUGCUGCUUUUUAGUUUUGUAAUAAUCCUUUUUUUUUUUAACCUUUAGUGUUUGUGUUUUUUUUCUUUUUUUUUGGAUUUGUGUAUAAGGGAAAAUAGAGGGAUGUAAUGUUCUGCUGCUGCUUUUUAGUUUUGUAAUAAUCCUUUUUUGUUUUUUAACCUUUAGUGUUUGUGUGUAUAUAUAUAUGUAUGAUUUAAUAUUAAUUUUUAUCUCCUAUUCCUUUAA